GGAAAAGUGCUCCAGAAGUGUGUAUCAAUCAGAGUGAAAGAGGGAAGGAAACAGAAGAGGAAAGGCAGAGAGGAGGGACACAAAGCCAGACACCAUCACAACAAAGUUCUCUGAGGCACUAGCUAGCGGAAGAAUGUCAACUCAGCACCCAUGAAGUUUAAUGCUGCUAAUUAGUUAUAGUGAUUGGAUUUCUUUUUACUAUAUCGCUACAUCUUAUUCUCAUUUUAAUCAUUCUUUGUAUCCCAUUCUUCUCUUGGAAAGAGUUUUUUCUUGGUUGGAUUUGCCGUAUAAGAAAUGAGUGACAGGAGGCGAUCUGCCGCCGCUCUGAGUUCGAGAGCUCACGCCUUCUCGGUGGAAGCCCUGAUAGGGACAAACAAGAAGAGGAAGCUCCGCGGCUGGGAAGGGAAGGAGCUGCAAUUGUCCAUAGCCAGCCUUGCAACAAACGGACAGUUGGGAGACAGCGAGGAUACCGCACAUUGUCUGGAUAUGGACCCUGAAUCAGAGGCCAGCCCGGGCUCAGACGGCGAAGGCCUGGCUGAGAGGUCGUCCUGUUCCUUUGGUUCCACCUCAGAUCUGACCUCAGCUACUUGCGAUCCACCCACCCUUUCGUCCAUGGAUGAAAUUCAGGUGGAGCUGCAAUGUGCUGACCUCUGGAAACGAUUCCACGACAUCGGCACAGAGAUGAUUAUCACAAAAGCGGGCAGGAGGAUGUUUCCAGCCAUGAGAGUGAAAAUCGCUGGCCUGGAUCCCCAUCAGCAAUACUACAUUGCGAUGGAUAUAGUACCAGUAGACAAUAAGAGAUACAGAUACGUGUACCACAGCUCCAAGUGGAUGGUGGCAGGAAAUGCAGACUCCCCCGUACCCCCCCGUGUUUACAUCCACCCUGACUCACUGGCCUCUGGGGACACCUGGAUGAGGCAGGUGGUCAGCUUCGACAAGCUAAAGCUCACCAACAAUGAGCUGGAUGACCAGGGCCAUGUCAUCCUGCACUCCAUGCAUAAGUACCAGCCACGGGUCCAUGUGAUCCGGAAGGACUUCAGCAGUGACCUCUCACCCACCCGGCCAAUCCCAAGUGGAGAUGGAGUCAAGACCUUCAGCUUUCCAGAGACUGUAUUCACCACUGUAACAGCCUACCAGAACCAGCAGAUCACCCGACUUAAGAUCGACCGUAAUCCCUUUGCAAAAGGAUUCAGAGAUUCUGGCAGAAAUAGGACCGGCCUGGAGGCCAUCAUGGAGACCUACGCCUUCUGGAGGCCUCCUGUGCGAACGCUGACCUUUGAGGACUUUACCAACAUGCAGAAGCAGCAAGGUGGCAGCACAGGCACCUCCCCCAGCACCUCCAGCACAGGGACACCCUCACCCUCAGGGGCUGCACACCUGCUCUCACCUUCCUGCUCCCCCCCCGCCUUCCACACCUUCAACGUAGGCUGCCGAGAGAGCCAGUUAUGUGGCAUUGGCUUGUCCGAGUACCCGGCCUGCGCCCGCGCCAACAUGGCAGCGCUGCAGGGCUACACAGGGCUGGCUGAAACCCCGUAUGGCCGACUUCAGGGGGGGGGCACCCCCACCCCAGUGUCAGAAACCACCUUCCUGCCCCAGCGGACUCCCUCCCUCAUUGCUGCAGGGACACCGACCGGCGGAGGUGGAGUCAGUAGCAGUGGUGGGGGCAAGUUGGAUGCCUACAGUGGGCAGCUGGGCUCAUUUCCUGCCUCACAGCUGCAGUAUGUGAUGCAGGCAGGCGGAGGCCAUGCCCCUGGCUCUGCCCACUGCCCCUCCGGCACUGGCCACUCCAGCCACAUAUUCAGCAAUGCUGGCGACAGCACCGGGCACCACUUGCAGCAAGGCUCUUAUAACACCUUGUCCUUGCACAGUCCCUACAACUUAUAUGGAUAUAACUUCCCAGCCUCAGCACGGCUGGGCCCCGGCCAGGAGAAGCUGGCACCAGUCCAGACGGGCCUACUGUCCCCCUCGGCCCCCGGGGCCUUCGGCGAGCGUCAGUACCUGUCCAAUGGUAUGGAUGGUGUUCACAUGAUCAGUGGUCCAGCUGCUAACCAGCAGGGGGUGGGCCAGUGUGAUGGACGUCAGUAUGGACCCUCCUCUCAGAUGCCGGUGCACAUGGUGUAAAGCAGGAUGCCGGCCCUGCGGCUGCCCCAUGCCACCGACCACAGCUCUGUUCUGCCCUUGCUUUCUAUGGCACACGUGACAACGGACUCGUGUUCAGAGGAAGGCCAAACAAGGACCGUUGAGACAUUUUUUGGCUGCAAAAGACAGCAUUUGUCCAGGGAAGCCAUUAAAGUAAUUCUUUUUGGAAUGCCUAAAUUGAAAGCCAUGAGUGUCAUUAUGGAUGUUAUUUAAAUAUCUUCUGUGGACAUAUUGUUAUCCUGAUGUUAUCACCUGUGCCUCCCGUUUGCCAAAAAUAGUCACUUUUUUUCCCCAUUCCUGACUUGCUUUUGCCACAGCAGAGACUUGGUGGAUUUUUUUUCACCUGUGGCAGGUUUGGGAAACAGCUCAACUUAAAAAGCCUGCCUUGUGAUUUUCAUAUGAUACAGCACCAUUGUGGGAUGUUAUCUGACAUCUAGAGCUUUGGUGUUUAGUUUGGAAACAAGGAGUUGUAACGGAAAGAUGAUAUGAAAUAGGAAAGUCUGUGUAAAUGGGGGUAAGACUGGAAUGCUGAGAAGAGAAAAAGUGUGGAUCCAUUUAGUACUGUGAAUACAGUAUGAGACAAAAAGCAUCAGAGUUUGGAAAGGUAUUUCAGAUAAAGGAAAGCAUGGUUUCAGAGUCCAGCUAACAGCGAGCAGAGCGGAUCAUCAUGCUGCAAAGGCAGCCAUGCUGUUCACACUCCUGUUUGCCAGGGCUGACUGUGCCGUUUCGUUAGCAAAUGCAUGCUGGUGAACAUAGGCGGCAGAAUAAGGAUUCAGGGUGCUGUGUGUUGAUGCAAUUAACGAAGCGACGAAUGACUCCAGCGGUCCUAUCCUACUAUGUAUUGCCUUUCCCUGUCCCCAUGAAAUGUCUUAAUAUAUUGUCAAAUGUUAAAUUCUUAAACAUUAAAAGAUGGAAAUUAUAUAAUUAGUAUCAAGAAAUUAGGGAGAAAUGUACCUCAAGGUCAAUUUCUAAUUAUUUCCCUGUUUUGGUUUGAGUGGAAGUUACGAGGUUUGCAUGUCAGAUGCUUGGCAUUAACUUAUAAUAUCAGACUGGCAAUUUAUAUUAUUUAAAAAAACUCAAUAUGUUUUUUUCAAUCCCUGAUGUAAAUAUAUAAAGUGCAAAUUUUCGUCAAAGGGCACAGUGACACUCACGAAAAAGUAUUCGCCUUAUUUAGUACUAUUACAGCUGCGCGACCUGACAAGGAGAAAAUUGGCUUCCUAGGGCGUUUUCGCUCGGUGUUCAUUUACAGGAGCUCUGACCCGCGAACUUGCGUAGCUAAGCCAAUCCCGUGUAGUACGAGCGGGGUCGACACCGUAGUUUCACAGAAAUGCAAAACUGAGGAGGAUCCUAAUUUAAUGCGCAUUUGCACGUUAUAACAAUUAAAAAAUACAGUGGUACCUCAGUUCUCGAACUCAUUAGAACUCGAAUUUCUUAAAAGUCGAACCAACCAGUUCGAAAAAUUUUUACCUAGAGCUUGAUCUGAAACUCAGAAGUCAAACCGUAAACGCCGACUUAAGAUAACUUGUACACGUGGGGAAAUGAGUCACGUGGCACGUCUCUUAGCGGAAACAAAGGGUAACGCUUUAGUCUCAGCCUCGCAUUUGCUGUGAU
Paramormyrops kingsleyae is the source of this 3750-nucleotide messenger RNA. RefSeq names its product T-box transcription factor 15 (gene tbx15). The record is from RefSeq and is a predicted model, not a curated record. Lineage: Eukaryota; Metazoa; Chordata; Actinopteri; Osteoglossiformes; Mormyridae. Gene Ontology annotation, molecular function: DNA-binding transcription factor activity, RNA polymerase II-specific; RNA polymerase II cis-regulatory region sequence-specific DNA binding. Gene Ontology annotation, cellular component: nucleus; chromatin. Gene Ontology annotation, biological process: regulation of transcription by RNA polymerase II; positive regulation of DNA-templated transcription; cell fate specification.